Molecule: messenger RNA, 744 nt
Organism: Linum tenue
Lineage: Eukaryota; Viridiplantae; Streptophyta; Magnoliopsida; Malpighiales; Linaceae
Source: the annotation of a GenBank genome assembly
UUCUCUCUGUGCAGGUUGUGCAGUUGUUUUCGUGCUUGGAUAAAGAUCAGUUUUAUAGAAUGGGCGCUUGAUUCUGAGUACAUUCUUUGCGGCUUGUACAAAAGGCCACUGAUUCAGGCAUGGUCGUUGACCCAACCAGAGUGGACAUAUAAGAUAGAUGAAGGUUUAGCUGGUAUAGCUUAUGCUAGAUGGAUCCCCGAUAGCCAUCACAUUCUGACCACCUCCGAGUUUCAACUGCGGUUCACUGUUUGGUUGCUACUGAACACAGCUUGUGUUCAUGUGCAGUGGCCAAAGCAUGGAUCUAAGGGAGUUUGUUUCACCAAAGAUGGGAAAUUUGCUGUCAUUUGUACUAGGCGCGAUUGCAAGGACUAUGUCAAUAUCUUGUCUUGUCAUACGUGGGAGAUAAUGGGUACUUUUUGCAGCCUCGUCCCUAAAAGUCCCAACAUUGAAUACUCGCCUGAUGAUAGUGCUAUAGUGAUCUGGGAUUCUCCUCUUGAAUACAAGGUUCUAAUCUAUUCCCCAGAUGGUCGUUGUCUGUUCAAGUAUCAGGCAUAUGAGAGUGGGCUAGGGGUGAAAAGUGUUUCCUGGCCUCCUUGUGGCCAGUUCUUAGCUGUAGGUAGUUAUGAUCAAAUGUUGCGGGUCCUAAAUCACCUUACCUGGAAAACAUUUGCUGAAUUUAUGCAUCUCUCUACUGUUCGUUCUCCUUGUUAUGCUGCUGUCUUCAAGGUAAUUUUGUGUACUUAG